Messenger RNA from Pantherophis guttatus, 4176 nucleotides. Its product is annotated as leucine-rich repeat and fibronectin type III domain-containing protein 1-like protein. The record is from RefSeq and is a predicted model, not a curated record. Gene Ontology annotation, molecular function: protein binding. Lineage: Eukaryota; Metazoa; Chordata; Lepidosauria; Squamata; Colubridae.
AGGAAGAAUGGUGGGCUACUACAGCAUUCUUCUCUGUCCUCCAGAUAGGGGACUACAUCCCCCAUCAUUCCCAAACUUGCCUGAUCGAGGAGGAGGGGUGAGAGAUUAUUUCAAGCUCCUUGGGCUAUUUCUAAUAUGGCUUUCUGAAGGCAGAGCCCCUUUCAGUUCAUCUGUUAUUCUUACUUAUUCCAAAAUGAGGGAACUGGCUAACUCUGGGCACAGAUAUCUCUAAGGGGAAAAAACUAACCAGUUGCCAGUUUCCUCCCUUGAAACAGAGAAACCCAAUGCAGGAAGUCCUUGAGUUAUAACAGUUCGCUUACUGACUGCAGCAUCCCCAUGGUCACAUGAUCAGAAUUCAGGUGCUUCAUAUUUAUGACAGUUGCAGCCUCCCGGGGUCACGUGAUCCCCUUUUGCAACCUUCUGGCAAGCAAAGUCCAUGGAGAAGCCAGGUUCAUUUAACAACCGUGUGACUAACUUAACAGCUUCCGUGAUUCACUUAACAACUGGCAAGAAAGGUCAAAAUGGGGGAAAGGUCACUUAACAACUGUCUUGCUUAGUAACAGAAUUUUUAGGCUCAAUUGUAGGUUGAGCGUUACCUGUAUUUCUCUAUUUUUUAUUUUGAUGAAGUGAUAACAUUUGAAAAGCAGCAGAUGCUUUACUUCUGGAUGGGGGGUCUUAGCCCACCUCGGUUGCCCCUGCUAAGAAAAUCCAGAAAGGCCGGAGACUUCAGUGAAAUGCAAUGCAUGGAUCUGCUCUGGGACUUUCUAGCUGCUUAAAAUUAAAAUUUAAAAUUAAAAUUAAAAAAAGACCCCCGGAUGCCGAAAGGAGGGGCCCUGCAAUUUCAUUCCAGAGUUAAUUUACCAUUAGAUGAAACGGCACCCAGGUUACAGGACCCAUCAAGCGAGGAACAGGCCACGAGGAACCUCGGGGCUCUCGGCCACCUUGUCAAAGAUGGUUUUUAUCCUUUGGCUGAAAAGCAUCACUGAAACCUGCAGAGCUUUGGGGGUGGAUGGAGAGGGGAAAAUCGAUGAAAAGCACCGUCAAUAAAUGUGAAUCUUGAUCCAAUUUGUGAUUCAGCAGGGGCAGAUUCAAGCGAGGAAAAGGCACCCCAAGGCUUAUAACUCCGUGUAUGGUCCAGAAAGAAUGAAAUCCCUCCCCCCCACUUUCCAUAAUUCAGGAACGUGGCAAGGGAGUCAGCAGCGGGUUCAGGCAAACGGAGGGGAGCUGUUCUUUCCCAGUUUCUGGCCAGGCGGCUUUUGGGUGUGUGAAUUCGGGGAAGAAGACAAGGGGGGAAAUUAGACUCAGUUGCUGAAUUGGACCCAGGCGAGGAGCAGGACUCUCCAAACUUGGCCACUUUAAGAUGUGUGGACUUCAACUCCCAGAACUCCCCAGCCAGCUGUGCUGGAGAGGAAACAGCUGUGCUGGCUGAUGAAUUCUGAGAGCUGAAGUCAACAAGUCUUGAAGUGGGGAAUUCUGGGAGUUGAAGUCCAAAUCUUAAAGUGGCCAUGUUUGGAGACUCCUGAGCUGGAGGCUUCAUCAGUGGAGACCUGGACUUCAGCCGGCGGGGGUCUUCUGGAGGUGCCCAUGGACCAGGCCGUCUCCUAACCUCUGCCCAUCUUUGCCUUGCAGCCCCCUUCCUGACCAGCGCCAUGGAGGGCCUCCUGCUGUGUCUUCUGGUGGUCCUGGCCCACCUGGCCCGAGCUCAGGUGUGUCCCAAGCGCUGCAUGUGCCAGAACCUCUCUCCCUCGCUGGCCAUCCUGUGCACCAGGACCGGCCUCCUCUUCGUGCCCACCAUGAUCGACCGGCGCACGGUGGAGCUGCGCCUGACGGACAACUUCAUCACCGUCAUCCGCCGGAAGGACUUCUCCAACAUGACCAGCCUGGUGCACCUCACCCUCUCGCGCAACACCAUCAGCCAGAUCCUGCCCUACGCCCUCGCCGACCUGCGCAGCCUGCGGGCGCUGCACCUGGACAACAACCGGCUGCUCCUGAUCGGGGCCGAGCAGCUGAAGGGCCUGCCCAACCUGCGCCAUCUCAUCCUCAGCAACAACCAGCUGCAGGACAUCUCCCCCGUGGCCUUCGACGACUUUGCCAGCACCCUGGAGGAUUUGGACCUCUCCUACAACAACCUGGCGCGGGUCCCCUGGGACACCGUCCACCGCCUGCACAACGUCAACUCCCUCAGCCUGGACCACAACCUGAUCGACUUUGUGCCCGAGGGCGUCUUCACCAACCUGCUCAAGCUGGCCCGCCUGGACAUGACCUCCAACAAGCUAAAGAAGAUCCCGCCGGACCCGCUCUUCCUCCGCAUCCCGGUCUACGCCAAGUCCAAGGGCUCCCCUCCCUCCUCCCUGGUGCUCAGCCUGGGGGGGAACCCCCUGCACUGCAACUGCGAGCUUCUCUGGCUGCGCCGGCUGGCCAGGGAGGACGACCUGGAGACCUGCGCCUCGCCCCCCGACCUGCUGGGCAAGUACUUCUGGACCAUCCCCGAGGAGGAGUUCAUUUGCGAGCCGCCGGUCAUCACCCGGCACACGGGCCGCUUGGCGGUCAUGGAGGGCGAGGGGGCGGUCCUCCGCUGCCGCGGAGUGGGGGACCCAGAGCCCUCCAUCCACUGGGUCUCCCCCGAGGGCAAAGUAGUGGCCAACACUUCGCGGACCGUCUCCUACGACAACGGCACCCUGGAGAUCCUGAUCGCGGCUAUCCAGGACAGCGGGGUCUUCACCUGCAUUGCCUCCAAUGCCGCCGGAGAAGCCACCACCUCCGUGGAGCUGUUGGUCAACCUGCUGCCGCUGCUCUCCAACAGCACCACCCCCAAGGUGCCCGAGGCCGUGGGGCCUUCGGACAUCCUCACCUCAGCCAUGGCCACCCUGCCUUUGGGCACCAACGACACGGGCGCCUCUCAGGACAAGGGCGUGGUGGCCUCAGAAAUCUCCUCCUCCUCUGUCCUCAUCCGCUGGUACCCCCAGUGGCACAUCCCUGGCAUCCGCAUGUACCAGAUCCAGUACAACAGCUCCUCGGAUGACACCCUGGUGUACAGAAUGAUCCCUCCCACGAGCAAGGGCUUCUUGAUGAAGGACCUGGCCGCCGGGCGGGACUACCACCUCUGCGUCUUGGCCGUGUACAACGACGGGGUGACCUCGCUGACGGUCACCCAGAGCCUGGGCUGCCUGCAGUUCAGCACCCUGCGGGACGGCCUGCAGUGCCACUCGCUCCACACCCAGUUCCUGGGGGGCACCAUGAUCAUCAUCGUGGGGGGCAUCAUCGUGGCCUCGGUGCUGGUCUUCAUCAUCAUCCUCAUGAUCCGGUACAAGGUCUACAGCGGCCAAGAGGAGCCGAAGAAGACCAAAGUCAGCAACGUCUACUCCCAGACCAACGGCAGCCACCCGCCUCAGCCCCCCACCGGGCUGCCCUGCUCGGCCUCCAGACACGAGGGGUGGGAGGCAGACAGCGGCCGGACCAGGAGGGACCGUGGCCUGGUGGCGCUAAGCAAGGACUGUGAGAAAGGCGCACGGCCCCUUUCCUCCGAGAAAGGGCCAGAGGAGGAGGUCUCGUCCCCCCGGAGGAGGAGGAGGUGGUCCCGGAUGAGUCUCGACCGCCACCAUGGAUGCCCCGAGGCCUCCAGAGCAGAAGAGGAAGACCCCCCCUUAACGCUUCCAACCGAGGAGAGGAGGAACACCAAUGACUGGACCGGUGUCAAGAUCUGAGCCCUGGCAGUCGGCCGUUGAAGAACGAGCCACAACCCGACCUGAGCCCCCAGGCUGAAUCCGGAGUUGGCGCCAUUCCUCGACUGUCCCACCACAGGGUGCCACAGCCCCCGCAGGAGACCCGGGCGGCCCCCCCCAGCUCACUUGCCUCUUCUGGGGGGUGUGGAGAGGCUCUGGGGUCUCACCUCAGCCUUACGGGCAUCUUUCUACUGGACUCUCUUCAGGGCCCGUUUUCUACAAAGUCCUUUUGUUUUUCUAAGCCACAGCUGGAAUUUUCUAAUAAACGGAGGUGAAAACGGAGGACGGUUUCUUCCCAGAGAAGGAUGUGGGCGCCUGGUUUCUUUCGGCAGGUAUGGAGGGCGGGGGGCAGAAAAUGGAAAGAAAAUCUUCUUGGAAAAAUGGUGAAGCCCUGAUGGUCGUUUCCUUGCUCAGCUCAAGGGCUGUUGCCCCCAAAAUAAAAGCAAACCACGUA